This is a messenger RNA of Paramacrobiotus metropolitanus, 985 nucleotides long. RefSeq lists its product as uncharacterized. The transcript has 4 exons. The coding region runs from base 94 to 840 and encodes 248 amino acids. NCBI's taxonomy places the organism in Eukaryota, Metazoa, Tardigrada, Eutardigrada, Parachela, Macrobiotidae. The record is from RefSeq and is a predicted model, not a curated record.
AUUCGAAAAUUAAAAUCCUGUCAGUUACGUAAAGUUAACCUAGAUUGUAGUUGCUUGAAUCCACUCUACACGCUACAUAUUUAAAACUUUAAAAUGAUUAUUCUAAUCCUAACAGCCUUUUCCGCUUUGAGCGUUCAUACUUCAUCAGCGCAAUCGCAAUGUGCCGGAGUGUGUCACAAUCCGUUGUAUGUUGUGGGUCAGACUGUUGAUGUUUACCGGGUCAAUGGGAUCUGGUAUGAAUACAUGGUUGGUUUCGACCAAGUGGCUACCAAUAUUGUAAAAAAUGGCACCGUCCGCGGAACAUAUCCCGGUGCCCAGUCAUCCUGCACAACGUGCUCUUACUUUGCGACGUGGUGGAUUAAUUACUAUAUUCCGGCUGUAGCGGGACAGACUGGACCAAAUGCGCAAUACAACUGCACCGCUAUUUGGCAUCAAGGAAAUAUGACCACAGCCGGCAAACGAUAUGCGGUGUCAUUGUACAACGAUCCCAAUUCUGAUAUCUUUAAUAUCACAACAACAAUUUUAUUUACGGAUUACGACACAGUGGAGAUUGUCUACGGAUGCGAUGACUUCCCGCUCAAUACGGAUGGGACAUGUACCAAUGUGUUGUACUGGGUGUUCACGCGAGUACAGGCGCCCCUGUUGACUGCUGCCCAGAGAUCAUACAUUCAGGAUAAAGUCGAUACGUACCUAAAGCCGUUGUGCUACAGUUAUGCUCAGAUGAAGUUUUCUGGAUUUGAUUUGACCUUAAAAAAUCUUCCGCCAUGCAACAUUGCGCAAGGAUCACCUCCCUUUCCGCCCCGAUUUGCCGCAACGGUGCCUAUUUCACCUCCAAUUUAACAGCAUUAUCUUUCGUGUGUAUGUGUUGGCUGUGUCUCACGGGAUACGCUCAUUCUCAUUUAAUUACAUAAUUUUUAAUACUGCGGGCAAGACCGCCCAGCCCAAGUUGUGUAUCAAGCCCUUUGUAAAAUUUCUGGUAAGACAA